CAUGUCACCCGCGAAGAACACAAACCCAAUACUGGAGCAGAAGAGGAGCUUGUGUAUGUCCUUACCCUCAAGCUGACGGACUCGUUGGCGAAGCCAAUGAACUCAAUGCGCGAGCAAUACUUCCCGAAGAGGCUCAACAGGACCCCUGCACACUUGACUUUGUUCCAUGCUCUUCCCGACUCUCGAGUCACCAUAAUAGACAGUAGCUUGUCGCAGCUUUCUGCCAAUACAAAGCCAUUCUUCGUCUCGACUGGAAAGCCAUUCCGUAUGCGCCUUGGAGUCGGUAUCAAUGUCGGCAAAGGGUACAACAGAAUGAAGCAAGUCCAUGAAGACCUGAGAUCGCAGUGGAUGCCUCAUCUCAGUGAGCAGGAUCAGGGAGGGUGGAGGCCGCAUUGGACGGUUAUGAACAAAGUCAAUGAGGAGAAGAAGGUCGACGAUGCGUUCCAGGCGGUCGAAAAGGAAAUGCUCCAGGAUGUCCGGGGAGGGCAAGCAAUUGGUCUCGACCUGUGGCGCUACGACAAGGGUAACUGGAUAUUCGCCAAUGAGUACAAAUUC
This is a messenger RNA of Didymella exigua CBS 183.55, 555 nucleotides long. RefSeq lists its product as uncharacterized. NCBI's taxonomy places the organism in Eukaryota, Fungi, Ascomycota, Dothideomycetes, Pleosporales, Didymellaceae. The annotation marks the transcript as partial. The transcript has a single exon. The record is from RefSeq and is a predicted model, not a curated record.